ACGAAGUGAUAUAUGUAGAUAAAAAGAUAAAUGAAAUAGUGAAUGUGGAUAAAGAGGUAGACGAAGUAGUAGAUAUGGAUAAAGAGGUAGAUAGAGUAGUGGGUGUAGAUAAAGGUAUGUUUGAAGUGGUAGAUGUGGAUAAAAGGAUAGGCGAAGUGGUGGAUAUGGAUAAAGAGAUGAACGAAGUGGCGAACAAAAGGAUAGAUAAUGAAAUAUGUGAAAUGGCCUAUGAAAAGAUGGACGAGACAGCAAAUAAAAUGGCAGUAGACUUAAGAAUUUCUAAGCUACCUAAAAAUAAGACAUUCGAUAGAAGUUUAUCUGAAGAUAAAAUUCAUUCAAUUAAAAGACAUAAAUUUUCGAAUUUGACUACUAACACUGACGUGAAUAUUCAG
Molecule: messenger RNA, 392 nt
Organism: Racocetra persica
Lineage: Eukaryota; Fungi; Glomeromycota; Glomeromycetes; Diversisporales; Gigasporaceae
Source: the annotation of a GenBank genome assembly